Molecule: messenger RNA, 696 nt
Organism: Entamoeba histolytica HM-1:IMSS
Lineage: Eukaryota; Evosea; Mastigamoebida; Endamoebidae
Product: ribosomal RNA methyltransferase, putative
Exons: 2
Coding region: 1-696 (231 amino acids)
Biological process (GO): cytoplasmic translation; tRNA methylation
Cellular component (GO): cytoplasm
Molecular function (GO): tRNA methyltransferase activity
Source: RefSeq, a predicted model, not a curated record
AUGAAGACAACAAUUGAUAAAUUUCAUAGACAAGCAAAACAAGAAGGAUAUCGGGCACGUUCUGCUUUUAAACUAAUUGACGUUGAACGAGAUUUUCAUAUUUUUGAUGGUGUCCAUAAUGUUGUUGAUUUAUGUGCAGCACCUGGAAGUUGGAGUCAAGUUUUAAGUAAAACCAUAAAAGAACCAAAAAAUAUUGUUUCAGUAGAUUUACAAGAUAUUGCGCCAAUAGAAGGAGUAACAUUAGUGAAAGGAGACAUCACAAAAGGAUCAACAGCAAAGGAAGUAAUGUCACAUUUUACUGAUGGGAAAGCAGAUUUAAUAAUUUGUGAUGGAGCACCAGAUGUAACAGGAAUACAUGACAUUGAUGAAGCAAAUCAAUGGAUAUUGAUGCAAGCAGCAUUUUCAAUAAUGGCAGUUGUAUUAAAACAAGGAGGUUCAUUUGUAGCUAAAAUAUUUGUAGAGAAUGAAUAUCCACAUUUAUACUUUCAGUUUAAAUCAGUUUUUGAAAGUGUUACAAUUUAUAAACCAGAGAGCAGUAGAAGUAGUAGUUAUGAACAUUUUGUUGUUUGUAAAGGAUUUAAUGAAGCAAAUACAUGUUUAUUAGAAGAUGUUCCAGAUAAUUUAGAGGAUUUACCAUUAACAAAACGUGUAAUGACAAGAGAAAUAGAAUCUGUUCCUAUUCAAUUAGAACUUUAA